This is a messenger RNA of Cynocephalus volans (Philippine flying lemur), 1941 nucleotides long. RefSeq names its product thioredoxin reductase 2, mitochondrial-like. The record is from RefSeq and is a predicted model, not a curated record. Gene Ontology annotation, cellular component: mitochondrion; cytosol. Gene Ontology annotation, biological process: cellular response to oxidative stress; glutathione metabolic process; cell redox homeostasis. Bases 14 to 1570 code for a protein of 518 amino acids. Gene Ontology annotation, molecular function: flavin adenine dinucleotide binding; glutathione-disulfide reductase (NADPH) activity; thioredoxin-disulfide reductase (NADPH) activity. Lineage: Eukaryota; Metazoa; Chordata; Mammalia; Dermoptera; Cynocephalidae. The transcript is spliced from 18 exons.
AGGCCCCGUGACGAUGGCGGCGAUGGCGGCGGCGCUGCGGGGGCCCGCCGGCUGCUUCCGGUGGCAGACGCGGGCCUUGGCGGGCGGGGUGCGGGGCGCGGCAGCAGGGCAGCGGGACUACGAUCUCCUGGUGAUUGGCGGGGGUUCUGGCGGCCUGGCUUGUGCCAAGGAAGCCGCUCAGCUGGGAAGCAAGGUGGCCGUGGUAGACUACGUGGACCCUUCUCCCCGAGGCACCAGGUGGGGCCUCGGUGGCACCUGCGUCAAUGUGGGCUGCAUCCCCAAGAAGCUGAUGCACCAGGCGGCACUUCUGGGGGGUCUGAUCCGAGACGCCCGCCACUACGGCUGGGAGGUGGCCCAGCCUGUCCCGCACGACUGGAGGAAAAUGGCGGAAGCUGUUCAAAACCAUGUGAAAUCCUUGAACUGGGGGCACCGUGUCCAGCUGCAGGACAGAAAAGUCAAGUACUUUAACAUCAAAGCCAGCUUUGUCAACGAGCACACAGUUUGUGGCGUUGCCAAAGGUGGGAAAGAGACUCUGCUUUCAGCUGACCACAUUGUCAUUGCUACUGGAGGGCGGCCCAGGUACCCCACUCACAUCGAAGGUGCCUUGGAAUACGGGAUUACAAGUGAUGACAUCUUCUGGCUGAAGGAAUCCCCUGGCAAAACGUUGGUGGUGGGGGCCAGCUACGUGGCCCUGGAGUGUGCCGGCUUUCUCACCGGGAUCGGGCUGGACACCACCGUCCUCAUGCGCAGCAUCCCCCUCCGCGGCUUUGACCAGCAAAUGUCUUCUUUGGUCACGGAGCACAUGGAGUCUCAUGGCACCCGGUUCCUGAGGGGCUGCAUCCUCUCCCAUGUCAGGAGGCUCUCGGACGGCCAGCUCCAGGUUACCUGGGAGGACCAAGCCUCUGGCAAAGAGGACACUGGUGCCUUUGACACUGUCCUGUGGGCCAUAGGUCGAGUUCCGCAAACCAGAAGUCUGAAUUUGGAGAAGGCUGGGGUAGACACCAACCCUGACAGUCAGAAGAUCCUGGUGGACGCCCGGGAAGCCACCUCCGUGCCCCACAUCUACGCCAUUGGAGACGUGGCAGAGGGGCGGCCCGAGCUGACACCCACGGCUAUAAUGGCAGGGAAGCUCUUGGCCCAGCGCCUCUUUGGUGGGUCCUCAGACCUGAUGGAUUACGACAAUGUUCCCACGACGGUCUUCACUCCCCUGGAGUACGGCUGUGUGGGGCUGUCGGAGGAGGAGGCUGUGGCUCGCCACGGGCAGGAGCAUGUCGAGGUUUAUCAUGCAUAUUAUAAACCAUUGGAGUUCACCGUGGCUGAACGGGAUGCGUCCCAGUGUUACAUAAAAAUGGUGUGCCUGAGGGAGCCCCCACAGCUGGUGCUGGGCCUGCACUUCCUUGGCCCCAACGCAGGGGAAGUUACUCAAGGAUUUGCUCUGGGGAUCAAGUGCAGGGCCUCCUAUGCGCAGGUGAUGCGGACGGUGGGCAUCCACCCCACCUGCUCUGAGGAGGUGGUCAAGGUGCGCAUCUCCAAGCGCUCCGGUCUGGACCCCACCGUGACGGGCUGCUGAGGGUAAGCUGCUGUCCCUGUCAGGCCAAGGGCAUGUGACAUGCAGCCCCUCACCGCCAGGCUCCUCAGAGGCCCAGAUCCAGGACUGUUGUGGGCCAGGCCCGGUGAGCCUCAGCCCCUCCCCUGGAGAGCCUGUGAAGUGGUCAGCAUGGAGCCACGUGUGUGUGGACAGACAGCAUGUGCCCUGCAGGGACGGCUCAAGGGGGUUGCCACCCCCACAUCUGCACCUCCCACCCCCCUCCCGCCUGGGCCAGCCCCCCAGGCCCCCGAUGCCAGAUGAUGACGGCCUGGGCAGAAGCCCACCCUGUGGGCUGCCCACGUCCGAGCCCCCCUGGUGUUGCUGGAGUGCAAAUAAAGAGGGUGUUUCCUGAA